Molecule: messenger RNA, 3039 nt
Organism: Symbiodinium natans
Lineage: Eukaryota; Dinophyceae; Suessiales; Symbiodiniaceae
Source: the annotation of a GenBank genome assembly
AUGCGCGGCAGCCUGGAGGGCCUGCGCAUGCACCAGGCGCGGCUGGAGGUUGUCUGUCGGCAGGCGCAGGAAAAUGAGACCAAGUUGAAGAAGCAGCUGGAAGACCUUUUAGUUGAGGCCGAGAAGGCCAAGCCCAAGCGAGAGGACAUCGAGCGCUUGUUCUACUCUGAUCAAGGCUGGGGAACAUGGGAGCAGGAUUUCCGACGUGUGUGGACCGCAAAUGCCAAGUCUGCGUCAAGCCUGCAGGGCAUACAGCCUGCACGGCCACUGCAGGUCUCUCUGCUUCUGCCUAGCCUCCAGAAAAGCGGGGCCUGCUUGUGCAGCGAGUCACCCUUGGCCGUGUUUGUGCCUGAUUUCGCCAGUGCGGAGGAGUGUGCCAAGCUCAUCGAACUGGGCUUCCGAACCUGCAGGCGUCACAACGAGGACGCACAGGAGAUGCAGCGCACGGGCGAGGCCUCUGGGGAGGGCAUCCGCGGCGUCGCCACCGCCUCCCUAGAGGUGAGCCAGCUUUCUGGCGAGGACCACGAGCUAAUGUCAGAGAUGCAACAGCGCGUUGCAAACCUCACCGGCAUCCCGAUCCAUGAGCCGGAGAUCAAUCCAUUCCUCAAAUUUGAUCUCCCUGCACCCUCCGGAACAGAUGUACAUGCACAAGGGGAUGACCUGAGCAUCGGCUUGCAUUUGGACGUGAAUGGUGGCUUUCCCCACUGUGCCUGUUCCGUCAUUCUCUACUUGAACGAGGUGGAGAAAGGUGGCCGAACUGUUUUUCCUUGUGCGGCGCCAUGUGCGUGUGAGGAAGACAAUGAGGAAGUGGCGCGCUGCCUGGGUUUGGGGGAAGUGUUGGCAGGUGCAGGCCACACGCACACCAGCCAUUCUGGUGUUGCAGAGACACUGGGCGAGGAGGCUGCUGAGCUGGUGCGGCGAGCGAGUGGAAGCCUUGCCGGGCUGAGGGUGGCGCCGCAGCGAGGAGCAGCCCUCUGCUUCUUCACGUUGCGCACGGAGGGCGACCGUUUCAUGCCGGAUCCGGCUUCCUGGCACGGCGGUGCUGCCGUUGCAGGCCGCGUUGGGAAAUGGACCUUGCAAAUCUUCAAGGAGGUGCCCAUCUCGCACCGCUGUGGUGGACCUGCUGAGGAGGAUGGAUCCUUGCAGGCAAAAUACAUCGAAUCGCUGCGGCAGCGCCUUUUGCAAGCUGCUGAGAGCCGCGGAUACUCCUACGUACUAAGGACUUGGUCCCUUGAGUCCAGCGUGUGCAUCGCGUGUUUGAGCCCGGCCCUUGUUCAGGCUGCAGAGGCAAGCCGGCAAGUGCCGUGUCAGCCGGAUGACUGGUCCUGGACAGGCGAGAACUUCGAGAAGCCAGAUGAUUGGGAGCAGAGCAAAGAUCAUCAAAGAUCCGUAAGGACAGACGGGGACGAGACUUUGAUUGGACCUGACGGAGCCGUCUACGAUGUUUUUUAUCCAGGAACCUCUUGUCCCGAUGAGAAGGAGGAGACCUCUACCACCUGCAGUGACUCGGGAGGCAGCCCGGGCCCGAUGCCCCGAGCGCGCUCUGCGGAAUCGAGUAUCACAGGCAUCGUGGACUUCAUUCGAAGUGCGGCCAUCGCGCGCUAUCCUGCCAGAGCGAAGCUCUUUGAUGUAGUUCACAGAGCUUCGCAAGUGGCGCUUGGGAACCACUUCCAGAGGCUGGCGCUUAUUGGCAGCACCGCGCUGCGAAUUGAUACGCCUGACUCUGACUUGGAUGUGGUAGUCUACACCUGCAGCAGCUACGGCGAAGACGGCAUGGAACACCCAGCUCCCGAUCCCAUCGAGGCCCUCCGCCAAGUGACGGAGGCCCUGGCGCUCGAAGACCCGGCACUGAAACUGCAGCUCGUGGAUUGCGCGCGCGUCCCCGUCCUCACGGUCCUGUCGGCAGAUGGGCGCCUCUCCUUGGACCUUACAAUUGAUCAGCCGCUGGGCGAGUGGCAUGUGCUGUGGUUCAAGAGCCUUUGGCACUGGGACCCCUAUGCAGCCGCCGCGGACCCCGUCGAGAAGCUCCCUUUGCCCCUGCAGGGUGAGACUGAUGAAUGGAGUAGCGGCCUGGAGGCAACGGCGCUGCGGUGCAUCAAGUGGUGGCUGCGGCGCCGGAAUAUCCCUGUGCCGAAGGAAGGCGGGUAUCCCACAGUUGUCUGGACACUGAUGGUGCUGCAUGUGCUUCGAUGCACCCUGUUUGUGAACGAAGAGUCCAAGCAGGAGAGAUCUGGCCGAGCCUUGCUGAGCGCGCUGGCAGCUUUCUUUGACCGCUUUGCUACGCCUGGCGCAAGCUCUGGGACCCUGUCCUUCUGCAUGGGGCCUGAUGGCAUGAGCACAGCUUUUGAGCCUCUCCCAGCCUACGAGGAUGCAUAUCAAUACGCAUCCGAUGAGGCUUAUGGUGGACUGUCCGUUCUUGACCCGACCACCACGUGCGAGACGUCCGUGGCUUUUGGGGUCAUGCCCAGCGAGCUGGCGCCGCAGUUGCCGGCAGCAACGCGCCUCCUGCAAGCCUACGAGCUCCAGCGUGCCCAGCGCCUCUCUGCAUCGGCUCUCGCCUCUGGCGAGGACACUCCGGAGCUCGGAGCCGAAGCGCUGGAGGAGCUUUUUAUGGAGACUUCCACACCAUGCAACACGAUGCCAGCGGCCGCUCCCUCGCAGCCUGUUGCAGUGAUCGUUCUUCGAGAUGGUGAGCUGGCAGUCGGCAUCCUCCAGAAGGUGGUGCCCAAGCAUGGCUGGACGGCCCCAUUCCUGCAUCGGCGGGACGGCGUCAGCUCCUUCGCCCUGCAGCUUUGCGAGGUUCGAUGGAGCGAUGGCCUGCUUACACCUUGGGAGUCGACGUCCACAGAGCACUGGUACCACGCUUGUGACUUUGUUUGCUUGGCCAUCCUGCAGCCAGUGUUCACUCGAGGGCAAUGUCGCGGCAAGCACCUACGCCGAGAGCGAAACCGAUGGAAAGUGGACCCAGAAGGCCUGGAACGAUGGCAGAAAAUGCAGGCCCUGCUUUCACAGGUGGGCUUGCAUCAGAUGCAUCAUUGA